Molecule: messenger RNA, 1254 nt
Organism: Acanthoscelides obtectus
Lineage: Eukaryota; Metazoa; Arthropoda; Insecta; Coleoptera; Chrysomelidae
Source: the annotation of a GenBank genome assembly
AUGGUUAGUAUUGGAGCCUAUCCGGUACCUUACGGAUACGUAUGGGUCGUGUUAUACCUAAAAAGAGAAGCUACAAAAAAAAAAACUAAACGCGCGGAAUCGGCUCGACGAGUAACAAACCAAUAUUUUGUCAAAGUAAAUGGAGUUGACAUUCAAAUAUGUAAGACUGAAUUUUUAUCGGUCCAUGGACUUCAAAACUCCAGUAAGCGAUUAAAACUUAUCGCUCAGCAAAUUGUUGAAGGCAGGACAACUCCAAAAAGGGACGGUAGGGGCAAACAUCAAAACAGACCCAACAAAAUUUCUGCAGAAAGAGUUCAGUCUGUUCAUGACCAUAUUAAAGCCAUUCCGAAAUAUGUGAGCCAUUACAGUCGGAAAGUUAAUCCAAAUAGAGUUUUUCUAAACCACGACCUCAACAUAUCUACUCUCUACAAGGACUAUUAUGUUGAGUGGUGCAAAGAACGUGGAAUAGCACCAGUAAAAGAAGAUCGGUAUAGACGAAUAUUCUGUUCUGAUUACAAUAUAGGAUUUAAGUUGCCCAAGAGUGAUACUUGUCAUACAUGCGACUUCCUUAAUAAUCAAAUGGAAGCAAAUAAAGAAAACCUGGAGGAAUUCAAUGAAUUUAAAACACAACUGCAGCUUCAUCAGACGAGAGCACUUGCCAUGCAGGAUAGCUUGAAAAAAGAGGUAUCAGACAAUGCGAAAAAUUCCACGUGUAUAAUAUCAUUUGAUUUACAGCAGACUCUUCCCACGCCUUCGCUAACUGUGGGUCCUGCCUUCUAUUUACGAAAGGCUUGGACGUACAACCUCGGCAUACACGAUUGUGUCACUGGCAAAGGUAGCAUGUUUUUGUGGGCAGAAACUACUGCAAAAAGGGGAAGUGAAGAGAUUGCAAGCAUCCUGCUGAAAUACUUACAAGGUAUAUCUUCCACUAAAGAGCACUUGGUAGUUUUCACUGAUAACUGUGGAGGCCAGAACAAAAACUGGGUAAAUGUGGGUAAAAGAGGAUCUCGGCUGGGAAGUCAACGAACCCUGACAGAUUUGAGAAGAAAAUACAAUGGACCUCUAGCACUGAAUGACAAGAAGAUCAAAGAUCUGAAAAAGCUUCUAAAAUAUAUCCCGCCGAUUAGUCAGCAGUUUUUUGUUGAUAUUGUAGGAAAUACAAUUGAAGCAGAGCCAGGCAGUGAACAGCCGAAGGAAGGAGAAGAAGAGGCUGAAGAUAUAGAUGGCGAUGAUGAAGAAGUGAAUUUGGACUAA